UUAAUACCUCCGCUUUGUUUUCCAACUCGAUGUGCUAAAGAAGAAGAAGAAGAAGAAGAAGAAGAAAUGGCUAAUAUUAUAGGAGGGACGCCAUUGAUAAGAUUGAAAGUUAUACCAGAGCUUGCUCCCCCAAUUUGGCGGUCAUCGGCAUUUCUUUUUAAGUGUAAUCGUAAUCCUAAUCUUCAUAAACAUCCACUUUUACUCUCUUCUUACUUUCCUACUAUAAGAACAACCAGAAGGAAUUUCUCUGUCUACGCCAAGGCGGCUGCUGCUGCUUCUUCUGAUGGAGAAGUACAAGUUCGAGUCCGUUUUGCUCCUUCACCUACCGGCAAUCUCCAUGUUGGCGGUGCCAGAACUGCUCUUUUCAAUUAUCUCUUCGCUAGGUCCAAAGGAGGGAAAUUUGUCUUGAGGAUUGAGGAUACUGACUUAGAGAGGUCUUCUAAGGAAUCAGAGGAGGCAGUGCUUCGUGAUCUUUCUUGGCUUGGCCUUGAUUGGGAUGAAGGGCCUGAUGCUGGUGGUGACUAUGGUCCAUAUCGCCAAUCUGAAAGAAAUUCCCUGUAUAAGCAAUAUGCUGAGAAACUUUUGGAAUCUGGUCAUGUCUAUCGUUGCUUCUGUUCUAAUGAGGAGCUUGAAAAGAUGAAGGAGAUUGCGAAACUAAAGCAAUUGCCGCCAGUAUACACUGGAAAGUGGGCCACUGCGACAGAUGAGCAAGUACAGGAAGAGCUUGCAAAGGGAACUCCUUACACAUAUAGAUUUCGUGUGCCUAAGGAGGGAAGUCUAAAAAUUAAUGACCUUAUUCGGGGUGAAGUUAGUUGGAACUUGGACACACUUGGAGAUUUUGUAAUUAUGAGGAGCAAUGGACAGCCUGUUUACAACUUCUGUGUUACUGUUGAUGAUGCUACCAUGGCCAUCUCACAUGUUAUAAGGGCUGAAGAGCAUUUGCCAAAUACUUUAAGGCAAGCACUGAUAUACAAGGCUCUUGGAUUCCCCAUGCCAUGCUUUGCACAUGUGUCUUUGAUUCUUGCUCCUGACCGCAGUAAACUGUCAAAGCGGCAUGGUGCAACUUCAGUGGGUCAGUUUAGGGAGAUGGGCUAUCUGCCCCAGGCAAUGGUGAAUUACCUGGCACUUUUAGGUUGGGGUGAUGGCACUGAAAACGAAUUUUUCUCCCUCGAGCAACUUGUUGAAAAAUUCACAAUUGACCGUGUUAACAAAAGUGGUGCCAUUUUUGACUCUACUAAGUUGAGGUGGAUGAAUGGCCAACAUUUAAGAGCACUUUCAUCAGAGAAACUGAUCAACCUUAUUGGUAAACGGUGGAAGAGCACCGGUAUCCUUGUGGAGUCAGAAGGACCAUUUAUAGAAGAAGCAGUUCAGCUGCUUAAGGAUGGAAUUGACUUGGUAACUGAUUCAGACAAAGCACUUUCAAAUUUGCUUUCUUAUCCCUUACAUGCUACUCUAUCGAGUCCAGAAGGUAAGACUAUUGUAGAAGAUAAUCUUUCUGAAGUUUCAUCAAGGCUCUUAACUGCAUAUGACAGUGGUGAAAUCCUUGGUGCCCUAGAAGAAGGCUAUUCUGGCUGGCAGAAGUGGGUGAAGAGCUUUGGCAAAUCUCUUAAGCGCAAGGGGAAAUCACUUUUUAUGCCGCUUAGGUUGUUGCUAACCGGAAAGCUCCAUGGCCCUGAAAUGGGUUCUAGUGUGAUCCUGCUCCAUAAGGCUGGAAAUAGUGGCAUUGUUACUCCACAAGCUGGAUUUGUCACAUUGAGUGAGAGGUUUGAAAUACUGAGGCAAGUCAACUGGGAAGCCCUAAAUGAGGAUCAACCUUCCUUGGAAUCUGCUGCAACUGUAUCAAAUUGAGAAUAUCUGGUUUUGGUUUUGCUAAUUUUCUCUUCUUUUUUUUAACUUCACCUUUUAUAGGUGGUUUGUUUUUGAAGCAUUUUGAUGAAUAAGAUUUAAUUUGAGAUAUUUGCUCUCUGCCAAUGCUCAAAUGGAAUGAGUUAAAUUUUUAUAUAAUGACAAUGACAAGGAUAUAUUGAUGCUGUUAUGUGUAUGA
This is a messenger RNA of Jatropha curcas, 2044 nucleotides long. RefSeq names its product glutamate tRNA synthetase (gene ERS). Gene Ontology annotation, biological process: glutamyl-tRNA aminoacylation. Gene Ontology annotation, cellular component: mitochondrion. Lineage: Eukaryota; Viridiplantae; Streptophyta; Magnoliopsida; Malpighiales; Euphorbiaceae. Gene Ontology annotation, molecular function: tRNA binding; zinc ion binding; glutamate-tRNA ligase activity. The record is from RefSeq and is a predicted model, not a curated record.